UCUAUUUAUGUGCAUGGGGCAACACAUACACGGAUCCAAGUCCACUCAACCAACGAUCUAAAGUAAACACCUAAAAUAUGCCGAUUUUUCGAUACUUUACUGACCGUCCAUGUGAGUUUUAAGUGGGGGUGUUCAAGUAAAAAUCUGGAUUAAGUCCAAAAAUGACGGAGACCAGUCAGACCACACCAUUAAGAAAUGGAGAGGAUAGCCCAACCAUACACCUUGAUUCUAUCCUGGAUGAAUCAACAAUGACUGCAUCAGGCUAUGCUCAAGUUGUGUUCCACAAUGUGCAGGAGAGGUAUCCCCCUGGUUCACAUAUUGAAUGCAAAUACACCUUGACUUCAGCCAUCCGGCCAACAACUCGGGACUGGGUGGGUAUCUUCAAGGUAGGCUGGAGUUCCACCAGGCAGUACAAGGCCUUUGAUUGGGCCCCUUACCCCAAUGACUGGCAGGAGGGACGCGAGUAUGAGCAGACAGUCAUGUUCAGAGCGUACUACCUGCCCAAAGAGGAAGAUGGCGAGUUCUACCAGUUCUGCUUCAUCGAUUCGGCCGGCAAGAUGCGCGGGGCCAGCACCCCCUUCCAGUUCCUGGAGCGUUCCGUGGAUGAGUUUGUGGAGGUGGAGGACCAUUCCAUGGGACUCAUGAUGAUACAGUCUAAGAGCACGGUCGUUGAAGAACAGCUGAAGAAGAUUGUCAAGGAGAAGGACGAACUCCUUGAGGCUCACACCAAGAUGCAGUCCUACAUUCAAGAUUUGGAGAGCAAGGCGAUGAGUCUUGAAAGGCAUGUCAGUGAGCAGGAGGAAGCGCUAGCUGGCGUCAACAUAGAGCACGAGGCUCUCAAGGAGCGACACCAGAGCCUGCUCCGACAGGAGACCAUCCUGGAUGGCCGGCUGGAAGAGGUCCUGAAUGCCCUGAGCAGCUUGGAGCAAGACAAGGCCCGCUGCGAGAAGGUCCUAGAAUCCACCAAGACCAAGCUGCAAGAGGCCCAGAGCCAGACUACUAAAGCAGCAGCCGAGAAGGACCAGCUCGUCAAGGACCUGAGCCAGGUGCUGCAUGAGAGGGACGAAUUCAAGAGCCAAUUUGCCUCCUCGGAGAGCUCCAAUAAGGACCUGCGUGAUGAGAUCGCCAACCUCCUCAAGAAGCUUUCAGCGACCAGCCAAGCAACCCAGGAUGUCAAACAACAGGAGGUACAGAUCAGGGAGGAGAAACGAAAGGUGGAACAGCAGCUUAUGGUAGCCAUGGCUGACCAGAAUUACAUACGUACCACAGAGCAGAAGCUACAAACUCGACAGGAUCAGUUUGCAGCGUGUGAAGCUAGUCGCAGGAUGCUGUGCGAGGAAGUAGAUACCAUGAAGGCAUUCCAGCACAAACUCUCCAAUGACCUUCAGCGAGCGGAGACUGAUAAGGAUGCCCUGAAGGGCCGUAUCGCACGCUUGGAGAACGAACACAAGGAACGGGAGAAGCAACUGAAGAACAAGCUGCAUCUGCAGCAGCACCAAGGACGAGAGAGGGAAACCAUGCUGAAGGAACAGGUGCAGGCACUCAAGGAUAGCAUCAAACAGCUGGCUGAGGAGAAGGAGCAGGCCCUGCGCUCCAACAAGGGCCCCAUGGAAGCCUCCCAGGUAGCCAUGAAGGAACUGAAGGACAAACUGAAGAAGGCCAAAAGCAAGCUGGACGAGGAGACUCAGAAGAGGGUUGAACUCCAAAAGAAACUGAACACCCUUGAAGCCAAUCACGUCCAGGAGCAGAAUGACCUGGCUCGGGAAGUAAGCGACAUGAAGGCCCGCCUCCAGAUGGGGGCGGAGGAAUACAAGAAGAAGUACCUGGAGUGCCAACAACUGGAGAGCAAAUUGAGGAAGAAGGCGAGCCAGAGGGUGCGGGCUUCGUCCAGAGACGAGAGCCCGGCUGUCAAGAGUCAAGAGCAAGCCCUGCAGCAAGCCAGUCCUUCCUCCAGUCCAGGCUGCGAGACCCCUGAGAAGUCCUUUGACAAUGCCGAGCUGCAGAUACAGUUGAAGGAUCUUGCUGAAGAGUUGGCAGAGCGCAGCACGAAGAUCCAGAAGUACAAGGGGCUGUAUCAGGCCGAGAAACAUCGACGACAGCAGCAGGAGCAGACCUUCCAGCAGGAGCGAGCUGCCUUUGAGAUGCAGCUGGAGGCUGCCAACAGCUGGGCCCAAGAACUGGAUGAAAAAGAGGAAGACAACCAGCAACUCCGCGAAAAAGUAAGCAAGCUGCAUGCCGACUAUAUGAAGAUGAAGCACACCUUGGAAGUCUACAAGUUUGACGUCCAGCAAAAUGCCAACCCGACUACCGGGAUGCCUGCCCCGGUCUCCCCUCCUAGCACUCCCCCUCAAUUGAGCCCCAUCCAUUCCCCGGUCCCCAUGCCCCCUCCUGGUCCCCCCAUGGGCCAGUACAUGUUCCGGAACCCCUACACCGAGGGCGGGUCUUUCCCGUUGGGGUGCACUUACCCAAACCCCUACACUCGGCAGUCUGGUGAGGUUGCAGAGAACGAGGUUCGCAGCCCACCUGGCUACAAUCCCUUCCAGGCUCGGGAUGAGCAGAAGGAAGAUCCAUCAGUUGGGCCGACGGCACCUCCUCUUAGUUCAACUCCCCCGAUCCCGUCAAGUCUGAGUAAGAUGGCCGCGGUCCCUGAGUUGCCCCCUAAGAAUCCCCCCGAUGCAGGGACCAGGGCCGUCAAGUCCCCGCUGCCAGAGCCCCUCAAGCCGGACGUGCUGCCCGAGGGAAAGAUUGCAGCCAUCAAGACGGUGGCCAAGAAACAAGUCCGUCUUCUGGAUUUGGCUGCCGGCGUUGGGAUCUCUGAGGGACAUGAAGAGGAACGAGAGGAGGGGCCAAAUGAGUUCCACGAUGCCUGCGAAGAGUUUCCGCCAGGCGAGGGCGACAACGGCGAUGUGAAGACGUGCCCCGAAUGCGAAAUGCACUUCCCGCCCACCUUCUCCGAGGACAACUUUGCAAGGCAUGUUCAGCUGCACUUUGCCCGGAUCUGCCCCAUGUGCAACAUGAUGAUGCCCUGCGAGACGCCUGACGCCGAGUACGAGCGUCACGUGCAGACACAUUUCGGGGAGGACUAAAUUCCCCGCGUGACCUGUGACCCAAGCACAGAAACAGUAAGAAAAUGAGAAGGUUUCAGAUCAACCUAAAUUUAAAGAUGUUCUGUCUGUACUUCAGUAUAUAUUUUCCAACAUUUGAAAAAAAUUUAACUUCAAAAAAAAAUAAGUCUAUUUUGGGCAUCUGCAGCCAUCUGAAAGUGAUUAUUUCAUGAAACAUGGUUAUUUUUUUCAUUUGAUGUCAAAGUGAGUAAAUUCUGUAUUCAAACCAAA
This is a messenger RNA of Patiria miniata (bat star), 3335 nucleotides long. Its product is annotated as tax1-binding protein 1 homolog. The record is from RefSeq and is a predicted model, not a curated record. The coding region runs from base 162 to 3086 and encodes 974 amino acids. Lineage: Eukaryota; Metazoa; Echinodermata; Asteroidea; Valvatida; Asterinidae. The transcript is spliced from 15 exons.